AUGGCGUCAACCACGCCCACCACUCCAGAUACCCUCGUCACAAUGAAGAUCAAUAUCGAGGGCAGCAAUAGCAGAUUCAAGCUUCCUCUUCGCGAUCUUGUCCCUGGCACUCUCCCACAUAAGCUCCGAUCCCUCCUUAGUAUUCCAGCUACCUCCGAGGCUAUCUUCGAGCGGUACUCCGAUUCCGCCGCUACCUUCAUUGUGCUCGACCCAAACAAUGCAUCAGUCUAUAAGCAACUCUACCGUGCCGCCAAGGCUAAGCUAAAGCUCCGUCUCAAGGUCACCGUCAUACACAAGGAGCCAGUUGCACCUAAGCCAGCUACUGUUGAAGAUGAGAAGCCACGUCCAGUCAGCCCAGUCGCGGGACCAUCCAUCUCAGUCAAGCCAAUCCCGACACCUGCUCCAGCCCCUGCGGCGGAGUCUACCGUCAGCUACCCGGAGAAGGCUGUCUAUUCAGGAACGGUCGCUGAGAUUCAACGUGGAUUUGAGGAGCUCCUGAUCAAUGGUUCUCAGCGCGCUUCUGCCAGUCACGCUUCCACUUUCACUACCCAUCCUCCGAGCAGCUCCACCUGCUGUAGCAAGAUGAACCCUGCGAAGAUUCCAGUCCAGAAUACCAAGAUCCCGCUCAUUGGUGUCGGUUUUACUGACGACAACUGGUAUGGUCCACCUGUUGCCUUGUCUGGCCGAGUCAAUGAGCGUCUAAAUGCUCCUUGCACCACGCCUGUGCCGGUCUCUGAAGUUCCCGAGACGGUCAGCGUCUUCUCUGUCUACUGCAACAACUGCCAGGCUACGACUUCAGAUGUUCACUACCAUUGCAGCACUUGCGAUGACGGUGACUUUGAUCUCUGCCAAGCUUGCGUCGAUAGUGGGGUUUCAUGUAGUGGCGAUGAGCACUGGUUGAUCAAGCGUUUCGUCAAGAACGGACAGGUCAUUAAUAGCACUACUGAGAAGGUUCCCUCGAAAUCGAAGCUCGGAGAGAAGAAGGAUAAGACCACUGUCACAUCAGUGGAAUUCCUCGAGGACCCACUUGCUACACGCACAUGCAACUCUUGCAUUUCAGAGCUUUCCGAGGAGAACUUUGUGACCUGCACCACUUGUCCAGACUACGACUUGUGCAUCCCUUGCCACGUAAGCAUGGAGCACGGUCACCACCCCAAGCAUGCUUUCGAGCCAGCUGUUGAGGAUUUCAACCUUGACUCGGUUGCUAAGGCACUACUUGCUCCGGGUCGCAACACUGGUCAUAACGCUAUAUGUGAUGGAUGUGACAAGUAUAUCUACGGUGUUCGUCACAAGUGCCUCGACUGCCCAGAUUGGGAUUUCUGCUCCGCUUGCUACCCAAAUGCGAACUUCAUCCACCUUGGUCACCGAUUCGUUCCUAUCUACGAACCACUCAACGAUCUCUCCGUUCUGUCCAGAUCAUACACCUCGAAGGCUCGCCACCACGGCAUCUACUGCGAUGGACCACUCUGCAAUUCCGCAAACGGAAUUCAGUCCUUCAUCAAGGGUGACAGAUACAAGUGCGCAGUCUGCCAUGAUACCGACUUUUGUGCCAGCUGCGAGGCCAGCCCAUCUAACUCGCACAACCGCACUCACCCCCUAAUCAAGUUCAAGACUCCUGUCCGAAACGUUAGUGUGACAACUGUCGGUGAUCAUCAGGAUGGUCAACGCAUGCCAGUCAUGGGCGACCGUCGUUGCACUCGUACUAAAUCAAAGUCUACCGAGACGGUGACUGCUACCUCGACCAACGCUGCAACUCAGGUUCAGACCGUUGCUGAUCUCAAGCCAACUGAGCCAGCCAAGGCUGAGGCGGCCCCAGUUAUUGAGGCCGAGAAGCUUCCCGAGACAAAGGAGGAGGCCAAGGAGCUUCCAGCUGCCGUCGUGAAAGAGGAGCUUGUCGCCCACUUCGUCCGUGAUGUCAUCGCUGAUGGCACUGUGCUCCCACCCAACUCUGUAUUCGAGCAAACCUGGUACCUUCGCAACGGCGGCAACACUUCUUGGCCCGCUGGAUGUACUGUCAAGUUCGUCGGUGGCGAUAACAUGUGUGCUGUUGACCCUGCCCACCCAGCCAGCGUUCACGAGCUUGUAUCUGCGGCUGAGAGCACCACUUGCUAUGCUGAGGUUGCUCCAGGUCAGGAGGCUGGCUUCACUGUCCUGAUGAGAACCCCCAACCAGCCCGGUAAAUUCAUAUCCUACUGGCGCCUUACAGGCCCCAAAGGAGACAAAUUUGGUCACAGACUCUGGUGCGACGUCCAGGUUAAGGAACCGGCCUUCAAGGAAGAUGACAAUGCUGAACCUCAUGUCGAGGCUCAAGGUAGUCAAAUGAUCUUCCCGAAGUUGGAGAAGGAGUCCCCGGCUGCCAGCGUCCAUGAGGCUAACUCAGCUCCCGCUGCUGUACCGCUUGCUCAAGAUGAGGUUGACGAGUUUGAGCAGUUCGUUGAAGAUUUCAUUGAGGAUGAUGAGACCGAUGAUGGUUUCAUGACUGAUGAGGAGUACGACAUUCUGGAUGCCAGCGAUGAGGAGUUUCUCGCUGAGCAAGGAAAAGCCCUCAAGAAGUAA
Drepanopeziza brunnea f. sp. 'multigermtubi' MB_m1 is the source of this 2556-nucleotide messenger RNA. RefSeq lists its product as uncharacterized. Lineage: Eukaryota; Fungi; Ascomycota; Leotiomycetes; Helotiales; Drepanopezizaceae. The record is from RefSeq and is a predicted model, not a curated record. Gene Ontology annotation, molecular function: zinc ion binding.